CUGGGGGACCCCGGGACCCCGCCCGAGUGCAGGGGGUGGGGGUGGGGGCGGCGGCGGGCGGCGGGAGGCGGGCCUGGGCGGUCUCCUCCCUCCGGGAUCCGGGCAGAAGCGGACACCUCGGGGCUGGGCUGGGGCGCUGCCGCCUCUCCCCCGCCGCGGGUCCCGAUGGCAGCCGAGCCGCUGACUGAGCUGGAGGCGGCCAUCGAGACAGUGGUCACCACCUUCUUCACCUUUGCAGGGCAGGAGGGCCGCAAGGGCAGCCUCAGCAUCAAUGAGUUUAAGGAACUGGUCACUCAGCAGCUGCCUCACUUGCUCAAGGAUGUGGACUCCUUAGAUGAGAAGAUGGAGAGCUUGGAUGUGAAUCAGGACUCCGAGCUCAAGUUCCACGAGUACUGGAGACUGAUAGGGGAGCUGGCCAAGGAGAUCCGGAAGGAGAAGGCCCUGGAGAUCCGGAAGAAGUAAAGCCCCUGGCCAGGAGAGGGCCAGGCUGGCCAGGCCACUGCCCACUGCCCCCAAUAUAGCCUCCUCCUUGAAACACAAAUGUUCCUUGUUCCCACCCUACCCUGUUUUCUUCUCUUGAGAGGGGGUGGUCUGAGAGUGGGUCCAAAAAUUUUGAGCUCUUUGUAGACCAGGGAUGUUACUCAUCUUUGAAUAUCAUUCUGCAGCAUCGAGCACUGUACCGGGGAGGUGCUCAAUAAAUUAAUGGUUGAGGAGGGGCUCCUGGGCGGCUCUGUCAGUCGAGCGUCUGACUCUUGACUUCGGCUCAGGUCAUGAUCCCAUUGUUUGCGUAUUUGAGCCCUGCAUCAGGGUCUGUGCUGACAGUGUGAAGUCUGCUUGGGGUUCUCCUUCUCUCUCUCUCUCUCUCUCUCUCUCUCUCUCUC
Acinonyx jubatus (cheetah) is the source of this 881-nucleotide messenger RNA. RefSeq names its product S100 calcium binding protein A13 (gene S100A13). Lineage: Eukaryota; Metazoa; Chordata; Mammalia; Carnivora; Felidae. Gene Ontology annotation, cellular component: perinuclear region of cytoplasm. Gene Ontology annotation, molecular function: RAGE receptor binding. The coding region runs from base 166 to 462 and encodes 98 amino acids. The record is from RefSeq and is a predicted model, not a curated record. Gene Ontology annotation, biological process: positive regulation of cell population proliferation; positive regulation of canonical NF-kappaB signal transduction. The transcript has 3 exons.